Molecule: messenger RNA, 2446 nt
Organism: Solanum dulcamara
Lineage: Eukaryota; Viridiplantae; Streptophyta; Magnoliopsida; Solanales; Solanaceae
Product: protein LEO1 homolog
Exons: 12
Coding region: 115-2124 (669 amino acids)
Biological process (GO): transcription elongation by RNA polymerase II; positive regulation of transcription elongation by RNA polymerase II
Cellular component (GO): Cdc73/Paf1 complex; nucleus
Molecular function (GO): RNA polymerase II C-terminal domain phosphoserine binding
Source: RefSeq, a predicted model, not a curated record
GCUUCACACAGUUUUCUGAGAGGCGUUACAAAACAGUCUCCCAAACUGAGGAAAAAGGCUAAAAAAGCACCGAAUUGAAGAGAAAAAGAGAGAGACAGAGAGCAAAGAGGAGCUAUGGUGGGUGAAGAGAAGAAGAGGCAUCAGAUGAUGCAAAACCUAUUCGGUGACCAAUCCGAAGAGGAGGAGGAAGAAGAAGAGGAGGUUGAAUCCGAACACGAAUCCAAUCGUCAGCCUUCGGAUGACGGGGAUGGAGGCGUGGAACCUGAAGGAGAAGGCGAAGGAGAGGGAGAAGGUGAUGUUGAUGUUGAUGGAGAAGGUGAUGUUGAUGGAGAAGUUGAUGUUGAUGUUGAUGUUGAUGGUGAAGGUGAAGGUGAUGGUGAAGGUGAUGGGGAUGGUGAAGGUGAAGGUGAAGUAGAAGGCCAAGGGGAGGCUGAGAUGGAGAGUGAAGGUGAAAUGCAAGAUGUUGAUCCUGGGCAUGGAGAGAGUGAGGGUGAAAGAGAUCAGAGUUCUCAGGAAAUAGAGGUUGGUGAUCAGAGGGUACAAAGUGAAGGAAGAGAUUCAGAGAGUGAUGAAAAAGAAGAAUAUGGUCAAAGAGUAGUGACUAGUAGGAGGCGGGAAGUAAUUGACAGUGAAUCAGAAAGAUCUGAGGAAAACCACUAUGGUGACAACGAAGAUGAGGAAGUAAAUCAAGCAAGAAGUCCAAGGUCUCCUGGGGAAGAGAAAGAUGAGGCUCACUUAUCCUCUGCUCCGGAGAUUCGUGAUGUGUUUGGGGAUUCAGAGGACGAAGAAGAGGCUGAUUAUGUUGUUCAGAAUAAAAUCGAUGAGGAGCAAAAUAUAUCCCCAAUGGAAGAAGAAAAUAGCUAUGGAAAAUUGAGGCAAGAAGAUAUUAUACCUGAAGAUGAUGGCGGAUACGAGUCUGAAGAAGAGAAUGUGGAAUCUAAAACUAAGGAAAAACCAGUUGGGCCCCCAUUAGAGCUGGAGAUUCCAUUGCGUCCACCACCAACUUAUUCAGACAACAUGAGCAUGAUCAAGGUUUCUAACAUAAUGGGCAUUGAUCCCAAGCCCUUUGAUCCAGAAACAUAUGUUGAAGAGGACGUUUUUGUGACUGAUGAAUCUGGAUCCAAGAAGCGCCUAAGCUUAGUUAACAACAUUGUUCGAUGGAGGAAAGUUAGAAAGCCUGAUGGCACAACAACUGUAGAAAGCAAUGCACGCUUUGUGGAAUGGUCUGAUGGCAGUGUGCAAUUAAUGAUUGGAAAUGAAGUUCUGGACAUAUCUACGCAAGAUGCGCAGCAUGAUCAUUCACACCUGUUUCUUAGACAUGGAAAGGGAAUACUUCAAUCACAAGGGAGAAUUUUAAGCAAGAUGAGGUUUAUGCCUUCAUCAUUGACAUCGAACUCUCACCGUUUAUUGACUGCCCUUGUUGAUUCACGUCAUAAGAAGGUUUACAAAGUGAAGAACUGUUUCACUGACAUUGACCCUGAGAGGGAGAAAGAGCAAAAGGAGAAGGCUGAAAGCCAAACAAUCAGAGCAGGUGUACUCCUCAAUCGGAAAAAGGAGAAGGUCAGCCGCAAAUACAUGCCUACGUUACGUAGGGAACGCCAACUCUCUCCUGGUUUCUUGGAGGAUGUGCCUGAGGAGGAAGAGGAUACUGAUUACUAUGACUCUCGACGGUCUGCUGCUCGCCGUCGCUUUGAAGAAGACUUAGAGAUGGAAGCUCAAGCUGAGAAACGAAUCAUUAAUGCAAAAAAGAAAGAUAUUCCUAGGCAAACAUCAUUGCCUGCUUCAAAGCAUUCUCGACGCCCUGUUGAUUUUGAUGACAGCGAGAAGGAGGAGUCUGAGUAUGAAACCGAAGAGGAUGAAGAGGAAGAAGAGAGGUCUCCACCGCGUAGAAGGGCUGUCCAGGAGGAGCCGGAAUAUGAAGAAGAGCAAGAGCGUGAUCAGGGCGAGGAGGAAGAAGCAUAUGAUGAAGAGUCAGAAGAGGAGGCUGAGGAGCCAAAGCAAAAUGUUAGGGAAUCAGCACCAAGUCAUAAGCGGAAAGGGAUUGAGUCAGAUGAAGAAUCUCCUCCAAGGAAGAACCCAAUUCAUCGCAGAAUGGCAAUUGUUUAUGACAGUGAUGAGGACUAACAUGUAAUGGCAUGGAAUCUAAGACAAGUUUGCAUUUGCCAGGCAAAUUUGCACAGGAGAUUGUCACAGGAUGGAAUGGGACGCUCAAAAGCCUGGGAUUUGAAAAGAGGCAUCAAGAGCCUGAAUGUUGUUCAGUUAUACAUCAUGACCUCCCUUAGGUUUAUACUUUCAGAUAUCUUUCUCAUGCUGAAUUUGGCAAUGAGCCGUAGCAGAACUGAUGUUACCUUUUUCUUCCCUGUCGUAUGAAUUGUUGUUUAAGAUGGAUAUAACCUGGGUUUUUUAUCGGUGACGUAUUUAUAAAUGAAACUUGAAACUUAGUACA